AUGUUUAGCCGUCUCUUCGGCAGAGGCGACAAGCAAGCGAAGCCCCGUGACAAAUCACGGACGGGCGGCAGUGACGGCCCGCAAUCAAUCGAGAAGCUGGAGACCUCCAUUGGAAUGCUCGAAAAACGCGAGGUGGUGCUGGAGAAAAAUGUAGAGGAGCAGCUGAACAAGGCAAAGGUGUUUCUCGCAAAUAAAAAUAAACCCGCCGCACUGCAGUGCAUGAAGCGGAAGAAGUUCCUGGAGACAGAGUUGUUGGGCAUCGCCACGCAGAGGCAGAACCUCGAGUCGUUGAAGUGGUCCAUACAGAACCAGAACAUGACGAGUGAGGUGCUCGCGGCGCAGCAGCAGGCGAAGGAGGUGUUGAAGAUGAACAACAAGAAGAUGGACGCCGAUCGCGUGGAGGAGAAUAUGGAGGAACUUAUGGAGGAGAUGGACAAGGCCAACACCAUCAGCGAGGCGCUGCGGCAGCCGCUCGACACAGGGGUGGUCGACGAGGACGAACUCAUGGCGGAGCUCAUGGAGGAGGUGGAGGACACCGGUGUGCAGCAGAUGCAGCAGCAACACAAGACCGAGAAACUGCCGGAGAUGCCGAGCGUUCCAACCGGCGUGCUGCCGCAGAAGACGAAGGCGCAGCAGAAGGAGUACGAUGAGGAAGAAGCGCUGCGAGCACUCGAGGCAGAGCUCCAGUCGUAA
Trypanosoma grayi is the source of this 693-nucleotide messenger RNA. RefSeq names its product charged multivesicular body protein 4. The transcript has a single exon. Gene Ontology annotation, biological process: late endosome to vacuole transport via multivesicular body sorting pathway; vesicle budding from membrane. The record is from RefSeq and is a predicted model, not a curated record. NCBI's taxonomy places the organism in Eukaryota, Euglenozoa, Kinetoplastea, Trypanosomatida, Trypanosomatidae. The coding region runs from base 1 to 693 and encodes 230 amino acids. Gene Ontology annotation, cellular component: cytoplasmic side of plasma membrane; ESCRT III complex; multivesicular body.